AUGAAGAACUAUAAAGCCUUAUCUUGGGAAACCCACCUAAGCUCUUUGACAUUGACACCGGUAGUGAUCUCACUUGCCCUGCAACGGUUGCACAAAGAUGCGGGUAUGAUCAGCACAACAGCGGGAAUCCUUGGCCUUGGCAGAGGGAAAGCUUUCGAUGAGCUUGUUCCUUCUUCUGGAGUUACAUGGACUUCACCUAGCAUGACGGCAAAGACUACAGGUGUCAAAGACAUCAACUUGAUAAGAAAAGACUUGAAUGGGAAGCCUUUGGUGAAUGAGAUGCAGAGCAUUGGAUGGUUUCCUUCAGACUGUGACAAGCUUCCCAAGUUCUGA
Arabis nemorensis is the source of this 333-nucleotide messenger RNA. NCBI's taxonomy places the organism in Eukaryota, Viridiplantae, Streptophyta, Magnoliopsida, Brassicales, Brassicaceae. The record is from the annotation of a GenBank genome assembly.